AUGGGUGAUAUUAUUGGAAAGUGUGCAAAGAAGACGAAUGAAGUGCAUAUUGUGGAGAAGUGGCCAAGACGGCAGAGGACUGAAGCUGGCCAUCUGGACGAGGACGAACCAACGAAAAACAAUUCAAAUGCUAAGGCAAAAGCGAAAGCUAAGGAGGACGACUCUGGUUCUGAGUUUCAUGAAGAACCGUUUCUCAGUACUACAACAUCCUCUUCAAUGUCAUCUGAAGGGCUUACAUCGCAUGCACUGAGGCAGAAUCAUGUCUCUCAACAUCCGCCACCUCCACGAUUGCAAAUCCUUACUGAGGAGGCAGAAAAGGCAGAUCAGCGUUGGUACACUAAAACUGUCUGGUUGGAUGCGGGAGUACACUGCUGGCUGUGGGUGGAUGAAGAAAAGGCUGCGAUGCUCUUUAAGUCUGGGGACCGUCGUUUGAUCUCAAUUGCCCGUCGAUGCAACUGCUUAAUCGAGCUUGGCUCAAAUCAGCGUUACCACAUCCACAAAGGGCUUCAAAGGCGAAUUGAUAUAUAUGCGCACGAUGAUAGGUCCCUCACAAAAUGUCUGAACCUGUUGGAGGAGACGUUUUGGAGCUUCCGUUUGCGCAAUCUCACAUUUCCUUGA
Hydatigera taeniaeformis is the source of this 618-nucleotide messenger RNA. The record is from the annotation of a GenBank genome assembly. NCBI's taxonomy places the organism in Eukaryota, Metazoa, Platyhelminthes, Cestoda, Cyclophyllidea, Taeniidae.